UUUUUCCGGAGUCCUUGGUUCGGUUUCCCGGGCAACCGCAGACAGGUGAAUGAUCGUUCUCUGCCUCUUCUCCGACUUUCAGACUCCCCUUGAUCCCGGGAAGCGCAUCAGAUUUCAGCAAUGUCCACCCCUCCUCUAGCAGGAGCAAGUAUGCCCACUGGACCAUUUUCCGGUCCCCAGUCUCAAGCUGCUCGAGAAGUGAACACCGCAUCUCUCUGUCGCAUUGGCCAAGAGACCGUGCAGGAUAUUGUAUUUCGCACCAUGGAGAUCUUCCAGUUACUGAGAAAUAUGCAGCUUCCAAAUGGCGUAACCUAUCAUACAGGCACAUAUCAAGACAGGCUAGGGAAGCUGCAAGAGCACCUCCGUCAACUCUCGAUACUUUUCAGGAAACUGAGAUUAGUUUAUGACAAAUGCAACGAGAACUGUGCGGGGCUUGAUCCUAUUCCCAUAGAGCAACUCAUUCCUUAUGUUGAAGAAGACGGCUCCAAGCACGAUGACCGCGGAGCAGCCAGUCAGCUUCACUUUGCUAGCGAAGAGAGAAGGGAAAUCAUGGAAGUGAAUAAGAAACUGAAACAGAAGAAUCAACAGCUGAAGCAAAUUAUGGAUCAAUUACGGAAUCUCAUUUGGGACAUCAAUGCCAUGUUGGCAAUGAGGAACUAAAAUAUUUUUUUCCCUUCAUUAUGACAGCUGAUUUUUUAUCUUUUUGGGGGAAAUAAGUGUUUUCCAAGAAUUCUCCCCCCCCCCGACCUUAUUUCAUACAUUAUAAAAGUUUUUUAAAAAAUGUAUAUUUAUACCCAUGCACACUUCAAUUGUGUAAAAUGAAUAGUGUU
This is a messenger RNA of Gekko japonicus, 830 nucleotides long. It is a transcript of the gene MED30, whose product is annotated as mediator complex subunit 30. Gene Ontology annotation, cellular component: mediator complex. Bases 121 to 660 code for a protein of 179 amino acids. The record is from RefSeq and is a predicted model, not a curated record. The transcript is spliced from 5 exons. NCBI's taxonomy places the organism in Eukaryota, Metazoa, Chordata, Lepidosauria, Squamata, Gekkonidae. Gene Ontology annotation, molecular function: transcription coregulator activity. Gene Ontology annotation, biological process: positive regulation of DNA-templated transcription.